This is a messenger RNA of Aplysia californica (California sea hare), 1639 nucleotides long. RefSeq lists its product as uncharacterized. The transcript is spliced from 4 exons. Bases 73 to 1587 code for a protein of 504 amino acids. Lineage: Eukaryota; Metazoa; Mollusca; Gastropoda; Aplysiida; Aplysiidae. The record is from RefSeq and is a predicted model, not a curated record.
CACUAGGCCACCGACGCCCCAACCUCACGAUUACGAGCCCGGUAACCUAACCACUAGGCAACAGACGCCACGAUGAAAAUUUGUCUCAGGAACCUUCUAAGAUGGCGAUGGUCUUCUUCGAACGAGUUUCUUUUCUUCAUCAUCGCAAUCGCAACUCUCUCUUUGUCUUUGAUGGCUCUAGGGAUAAUGACAAUCCCGAAUAUUGACCAUCAGAUGACUUUUGGAUCUACGAAUCCUUUCCUUUCCAAGAAUGAUCAUACUUCUGUGGAGGGCGACCGAAGCGAUUCGCGAGCAGAAAGUCUUAAGGUGGCUUCACACUCGCCGUGUCGUGAGAGGUCGGCACCUAGGAGUGGAGAAGACAGACGCGAUUUCCAGCCUCUACCAGCGCCACAUGGGAAGCUGCCAGCCUACGUGUAUUCAGCAUACCUCGACCACCAGACAGGACAAGGUGCUGUCGUCCGGGUGCUGGCCAUAAGUCCCAGGCCGGUCACCCGCUAUAUGUGUCAGGUCUGGUGCCGAGAUGACUUGGGGAGGACCACGAUGGUCACUGUCCAGUCAACUAACAGAAUCAUUGUCGGGGGUCAUGACCUAAGCCACCAGUAUUCGUCAGUUUACAUCAUGUGUCAACUCAAACCAUCAGACGGGUCACCUGUCGCGGUAUCCCUGGCGAGGACGGAGUGUGAGGUGGCCAACAACUCACUGCUCGUGCACGGACGUGUAGGGGUCAUGACCCCUGUCCGCUACACCUUCACCGUGUGCGUGAAGCCUUUCGCCUACGCCUACGACAACGUCCAUCAGCUGGUGGAGUUCCUGGAGCUCAGUCGUCUCCUGGGAGCGAAACGAUUUGUCUUCUACAACUACAGCGCAAGUCGCCGGGUGGUGAACAUAAUUCACCACUACGCCAAGCAAGGUCUGGCUGAACUGUUACCCUGGAGGCUGCCGGUUCGAACCCGGACGUGGCCUCCCACGAGUGGCUCACAGCUCCACGCCUUCGGCCAGCUGCUCUCCUCCAACGAUUGUUUGUUCCGCUAUCGGCACUUGUCACGAUUCCAAGUUUUUGUAGAUCUCGACGAGUUCAUCGUACCUCUAAGACCUUCCCAUCAGACCUGGCAUCAUAUUGUUGAAGAGAGACAGAAAGCGACGGGAAAAUAUACGUCGGUGUUUCUGAUUUCGAAUCUAUUUAUUAGAAAGGACUGGACAAAGCCAGGAGACUCAUCUAUAAAAUCAAGUAAGAGUUUAUCAGAUUUCGAUGUUUCUUUAGGAGAGCGAUACCAUUCAGAAGUUCUUCGGCAUACAGUGCGAGAGCAAGAGCCGCUAGGACCGAGAUUCAGGUCAAAGUUCAUCGUGGACCCACGUCACGUGUCAAUGGUGGACAUCCACCAGGCUAGAGAUGACACAGGAGACCUGGACAUCGUGCCCGCCGAUGUCGCUCUUCUCUUCCACUACAGAGACUGGGAGGCUCCCAACAGCCUGGAGCCUCGUGCCUCAGAGAAACGGCUCGUGGACAAGUAUGGGAAACGUUUGGUCACCAGGCUCGACAAGGUUUGGCGAGAGCUUGGCUCAAUAAAAUCCUUUAGUUUAGUUUAGUUUUAGUGGAGCUUAUACGGCGCUCGCAACUGCAUAAAGUCAUAUUAUGAGC